AUGGUCGUGACUAAGUGCCUUUUGUUUCAAAGAGCUGCUUCCGGGUUGCUGGUGAAGGGUGGUCCCUUGCGUAACUUCUCAUUGCCAGCCACGGCUGGCAAGAGUCACUACAAAGUGCUGGUUGCUGGAGGAGGCACAGGCGGGUGUUCUGUGGCGAGUCGCCUUCGAGACAUCCUUCCAGCCGGUGGAGUGGCCGUGAUUGAACCCCAUGAGCACCACUACUAUCAAGGUGCGUGGACUCUGGUUGGUGCGGGAAUAAUAAACCUUCCAGCCACGCGAAUCCCCAUGCAACAGGCGAUUCCAGACAACGCCGAAUGGAUCCACGAUAAAGUUGUCGCCUUCGAUCCCCCGAAUAACAAAGUCACCACGGCUUCGGGUCGACAGAUAACCUACGACUACUUGGUCCUCUGCGUUGGGCUUCGGCUGCGUUUUGAUUUGAUCAAGGGUGCGCUAGAGGCACUGGAUAACGACCCGAGGGUUUGCUCCAACUACUCCGCCUACUACGUCGAGAAGACUUUUAAGGCAUUUCAAAAUUUCAAGACCGGUACCGCCAUCUUUACGCUGCCCCACACACCUAUUAAGUGCGCUGGGGCUCCAUUGAAGGUCACGUAUCUCUUUGAGGACUAUUUGGCUCAGAGAGGUCGCAAGAAUGACGCGAAGAUUCUGUACUUUACGGCCCUGAAGUCGAUAUUCAGCGUGCCAAAAUAUGCCCAGGCACUUCGAGAAAUCUGCGUCAAACGUGGAAUCGAGGCGUUCUAUGAGCACAACCUGGUUGAAGUAAGGCGCUCUAGGGCACUAGCGCACUCAAACGCAUUUUGUAUUCGGUGGAAAUGUAUUGACCACAAGAACAGCAUCGCGGUUAUGCAAAACCCUACCACGAAGGAGACUUCGGAAUACAGCUACGAUUUUCUCCAUCUGACUCCGCCCAUGACUUCUCCGGACGUUCUAACGACGACACCUGGUCUGACUAAUCCCGGUGCGAACAACUACGUCGACGUGGACCAAGGGACCCUGCGCCACGUCAAAUUUGGCAACAUUUUCUCCCUCGGUGACUGCUCGUCUUUGCCAACUUCGAAGACUGCAGCUGCAGUAGCUACUCAAAGUCGUGUGCUUGUCGAUAACUUGACGGAUCUCCUUGCGGGUGGGUCUGGCACAGUUUCCAAGUACACUGGCUACACCUCCUGCCCGCUGAUCACCGGCUACCAGAAGGGGAUUCUGGCCGAGUUCGACUAUGACCUGAACCCCGUCGAAACCUUCCCCAUCGAUCAGUCUCAGGAGCGGGCGCUUUUCGCUUGGGUCAAGCGGUCUCUCUUGCCACCUCUGUAUUGGAACGGCCUAAUCAGGUAG
Molecule: messenger RNA, 1347 nt
Organism: Mesocestoides corti
Lineage: Eukaryota; Metazoa; Platyhelminthes; Cestoda; Cyclophyllidea; Mesocestoididae
Source: the annotation of a GenBank genome assembly